Messenger RNA from Prunus avium (sweet cherry), 1738 nucleotides. Its product is annotated as UPF0496 protein 4-like. NCBI's taxonomy places the organism in Eukaryota, Viridiplantae, Streptophyta, Magnoliopsida, Rosales, Rosaceae. The record is from RefSeq and is a predicted model, not a curated record.
CGAUAUGAACUUUUUUUCUUGUUUAUGAUAAGAAAUGCGAAGGAUAAAUAAUAUAAAUUGUCAAGUGGGGGAAGGCAGGAAUGACGGAUGAGCGGGCCUUUACACCAAAUUAGCGUGUUCAGUCCACCACCGAAAGAUACGUUCCAGUUCUUCCCUUCCCUCCCCAACUCCCACUCUACUUGUUCUUCCCAAAUUAACCUUCAUAUAUCCUUUCCAUAUUUGAUAUAAAGCUCUGGUCAAACAGUUAGGGGCAUUUGUGUAAUCCUAUCCUACACCGGCAUUCAGCAAGAACAUCCCAGAAGCGACGGGCAAUAGCGUAAAUUGAGGAUGUAGAAGGUAGUGGAUUUCUUCUCGGAACCGCGUCAUAGAAAGGAGAAACCAAGAAAGCACGAACUUUUUUUUAUCAGAAAUUGCAUGCCAAUUGCCAAACUUCCUUUCUCUCUCUUUCUCCUUACCCGGUACCCCUUCAUAUUCUAAUAUAAACCUCUACACACACAUAUUGUAUGUAGCCGUUUGUUUCUUCACUCGGGCCGACACUUUGGAACAUUUUCCCUGAAAAUAAUAUUUUCCUCGGAAAAGUUCAAUCUCUCUCCCUCAAAACAUUCAUCAUCUGGCAAUGUACCUAACGGAAAUCUCCAACUUUUCUUCAUUCUCGCCAUUUCGCGUGGCUAAGAAACACUCUGUUCCCAACAAUUUGGACCUCAUCUCACUCUCCUUCGAUGACGCUCUGCUUUGCCGCUUGAAAACGCUGACUCCACCGUCGAUCAGCCUGUCUUGGCUCUCCAAGGCCGUCGAUUUCCUCGCCUUGGCUCAGUCCGAAGCCAGAGUUCUCAUCUCCAAUCUCAAAGUAGCGGCUCUCGAUGAUUCGCUUGCUUGUUAUUUGGACGACAGCGUCAAGCUCUUGGACCUCUGCAACUCCGUCUCUGCCGACAUCGAACGCUUUCGCCAGCGUCGCCUUCUUCUCACCUUCGUUCUUCACCUUCUCGGCGACGGGAAUCAGUCUCCGGAGAAGCUCCGUCGAGCCAGCAAAGCUCUCUCCGACUUCGAGCGCUGUGCUUCGGACCUCGGAAAACGGAGCAAUGCGGAGGUCUUGGUCAGAGAUCUGGCCACGGGGCUCCGCAACGUGCCACGCGGCAAGGCCUCGAGCGUCGGGAAGCUCGUGCGUCGAACCGUGCAAGCCGUGGGAUUGGUGACCGUGUUCGUCGCCGGAGUCGUGGUGGCGACGAUCCACGGAUCUCCUGAGAUGGUAAGGGUCGGAGUGCCGGCGGAGUUUUCAUGGGCCGAGUCGUUGAACGAGUUGGAAUCGGAGGUGUCGGCCGAGUUGAAACGGCGAUUCGGGGGCGAAAAGGACAAGAAACAGAAAGGCCUAUUGCAGGAGUUGGAAGACGUGGGGACACGUGUAAGGGAAGCGUGUGAGGUCAUUGAUGACCUGGCAGGAGUUGCGGUAGAGGAGGAGGAGAAGAAACGGCUAAACGAUGUCGUAAAAGAGCUGGAGAGGGCAACUGGGUCGUUUUCGGAUGGGUUGGAGCAGUUGAGUAAUGGCGUGAAUGAGAUGUUCAAUGGUGUUUUGUGUAACAGGAACCACAUGCUGGAGAAGGUGAGAGAGAGAGGAGUGGGGCCAAAAGCCAUAAACAAAACUUAAAGCAAGAAAGAGACGAACGAACAAACAAAGAGAAGCAAAACCACACCCGAAUCAAUCAAUUACAAAUAGAAAGAGAGAUAGUGAAAUUUCAUUAGC